AUUCAUUUCCCGAAUCUCGGCACUGACGGUCGCGCGGUUUUUCGAAGUGUGCUUCAGAGCUGUAGAAAAACGUCCACGCGUCGUUCGACAACUUGCCCGAGCUGGGUAAAAAUAUCUUUUUUUCUGUCCUUUCAAUGUCUUUCUGCGGCAAAGCAAAUCAUUUUUUCUAACAAAAUCACAUCUUUUGUUCAAAGUGUUUACCUAUUUUUGUAACUAUUCUUUUAUAGUUUGAAGUCCAUUUGCUCGAAUGAUCAAAGAUUGUGCAACAAAAAAUUUCUCGAUCAAGUAGUGUUUCGGCAGUUCAGUGUGAGUGUGGGAAAGUGAAUACGACGGAAGAGAAGAAGAUCGUGAUCAAAGGGCUGCUGUAGGCGGAAAUAGUUUCUCGUGAAAGCAAAUUGUAGUCGCGCAGAAUAUCAUCUGAUCGGCAAUUAUUUCAAAACUGCGCAGUGCACCUCGUGAUCAAGUGAGCGGCUAUUAGGCUGCAUCCGCAAUUGAAGUACGCCUUACUACGAAACUGGCAUCUACUAAUCUUGGAUUGACAUUCGCAUUUCGGCACCUUCGGCAUCAACCACACAGGCCACUGCCUGUUGACGUAAAACCCGCCCGGCUGGACCCACUCGCCAAACAUCCGACUUUCAAUGGGUUGACACGAGUUCAGCAUCUGCUUCCGGACGACGGGAAAUAAAAUACAGUUUGUACAUUCGGUUUUGGAUGCCCUACAAACGCCAACUUGGAGGAACAUUCAUUGCCCAGAACAAUCGUAGAACACGUAAUCUCUAUUUCCGGAGCUGACCACAGCAAACGUUCUUGUGCGCCCUCCCCCCACCAAUAGAUAGAGCCCCUCCAGGGCAUCGCCAUCCUGGUGUCCACUCGGAACACAUCACAGUACCGUGCGGCGGCGGCAACGGUCCCCAUAACCGGCAUCACCAUUAAUUUGCUUCCGGGCAGUCACCGCUCAGCAAACGCAUUCCAAUGAGAGUAGUUGACGGGAGUUCUGCUCCGUACGAAUUGGCGUCCCGCAAGGCAGCCCCGAGCGUCGAAGGCCUGGCCGUCCAGUUCUGCUACCGAUACUUCGAGGUCUCCACGAUUCUACUGCACCUGUUCAUCGGCUUGGGACUGGUGAUUUCCGACCUCAACUAUAGCCAGGCCUAGCUCCCGCCACUCCCGGCCGGGGUGCACCUGGUUUACUAGAGUUUAAUACCAUCUGGUUAAGUUCGACAAUAGUGCAAAUUGUGAUCCGUCCCUACAAUUGAAUCUACUGAGAGCAAGCAAUGAGCAAUUGUGGCUGUUGAAAAGAGUGCGCGCAAAAGUGAAAGAAAAUACGAGGAAGCUGUAAGGGAAAAGUGUAUCUGUGAAAAAGUAGCCUUAAUUCUUAUCAAAACAAGUGUCUUCCACAAGAGAGAGAGAGGAAAAGAAGGAGGAUCGUCUAGUUGAUUACACCUUAUUGUGUUCAUAAGUUCUAGCCAAAAUAGCGAUCAUGUUGAAAGUAGUCGGUGCAUCGUGGUACAAAACGCGGAUAAGUACCUACAUUCUGGCAGGUGCUUUCAUGCUCGCGAUUGGGGCGUUUUUCAUCGCUGAUAUGGAUAGACCAAGCUACAGCGGUACGUACUGUGCCACCGCCUAUUGGGCCCGCAACUCGGGCUUCCGGGUGGAAUUCUGGGGCCAACGGAACGACCUAGAGGAGGUUCCACCGGGCACCGUACGGGCAUGCUUCAAGCAUGGUCUGAUGGAGAGUGGCUGGUCCCAGCUGGAGCUCGAAUCGCAGCCCGAAUAUCCGGACAGCAUUCAGGCAUUUGCCGCCGGAAUGCUGGAGGGUGCCCUGACCUGGAACAACAUCUAUAUGCACUGGUCCAACACCAUCGAAUCGGAAUGCAACCGCGAUGUACAGUCCCAGGAGUUCUGCCAUUGGCUGCGUCGGAUCAUCAGCACCAAUGUGGAGACCGUCCAGAAGAUGGCCGAUAUGAGGAAGAAAAACGAUCACUACUGGUACCAGAUUGGGCUGUUUUUCGACCAGUUGGAUGGGCUGGAGUUUGGAUUCCGCAAGGGUGUUCGCAGGUCUCGUUUGGAUCACGAGAUUCCCAUGGAAGACUUUUUGCUGAUGAACAGUGCGGUGGACAUUCGUGAUCUCAAAGCUUACUAUAUGAAUUUCUUGGAUAGUGAAAGCGGAAUGGAGGUGGAACCGAACAAGGGCAUAAUGCUGCUGAAGUUGGUGGAGACCAUCACUGGCAAGGUGAACAUCAUGCUGGGCCACACGAGUGACGGCAGCUAUGCUUCGAUGUUGAGAAUGAUGAAGAAAUAUACUCUGAAUUACCACUUUUCGGCUGAUUCGAAUGUAGAUCGAGUGGUCCCAAACACAAACAUAGUAUUCACCGGAUAUCCAGCAGUUUUGGCAUCGCUGGACGACUUCUACAUGAUCUCGGGCAAGCAACACAGCAUGGUAAUAGCCGGCAUCAAGAUCGAAAACGACAAUUUGAAUCUCUGGACUAAGAUUGACUUGGUGCGAUCGGUUUCGUUGGCACCAAGGGUAAUGGCUUGUAAUCGACUGGCUCACAGUGGCCGAGUUUGGUCAAAGUAUUUCGCGAGGAGUCCCUCGACGGGAGCCAAGCAGUGGCUCUUGGUGGACCUGAAGCGACUAAAUCGUGGAGUCGAUAUGGCAGACGAAUCGGCCGAAGUCGAAGAAAUGCUGAUGAGUCACUCGGAGUAUGAGGAUCCAAAGGCUACAACAAAAACACCGAAUGAUUAUGUAGAGGUAGAUUUUGAAGGGAUUGUAAGGAAAAUGACGUCCAUUAGCAGAAUAAGUGACGGGGGAUUGUUCUGGGUGGUAGAUCAACUACCCGGACGAUUACACGCUGAAGACAUGACUGAGCAAAUCGUGAGGGAUGGAUAUUGGCUUGGCACUGGAAUACCUUACUUCGAGGAACUAGCCGACAUCGGUCAGGUAAAAGCCAACGGGACUGACUCGCAAAGACAUUCCAUUCAGGAGAAAAUUCUAAACAACAUCACCGACCUAGAUGGUCUAGCAAAGUUUAUCCGCCAGAGUGCGUAUCGCGGAGACCUGGACCACCAGCACCCGACCGCGUUCGGAAACAUCGACAUGAAACUAUUCGCGGAAACGAACGCAAGCAAUGGAACCGGCAUUUUCCAGGCAUAUUCGGGACCUCUGUACGAUCCGAUUACCGACGGACAGACUGUGAAGCGUAGCAUUGAGAGUGACGGAGAGGGUGAAGCGGAAGCCAUUCCGAUUGUAAGAGUAAAGAGACAGCGGGUCAAGCCAUUCGACUGGGAUGCGGCCGACACACUGGAGGCACCCCAUGAGGGACAGCCGACGCUGUGGAACUUCAAACGGCAGACGCCAACGUGGGCAUGGAUUUAGAACUUGAUAUUUACUUAGAUGGGCAUACUUUAAAUCGUACUUUUUUUUAGUAGAAUAACAAAAUUUUAACUUGUUAGAAGAGAAUUUUGUAAUGCAAUCAGCCAGCUUAUUUUACCAUGAAAAUUUUAACGCAAAUUGUGCGUAGCGAAAAUUUAUACACGAUUUGUAAUAAAAAUAGCAAAAUGAUUUUA
This is a messenger RNA of Armigeres subalbatus, 3564 nucleotides long. RefSeq names its product putative phospholipase B-like lamina ancestor (gene lama). Lineage: Eukaryota; Metazoa; Arthropoda; Insecta; Diptera; Culicidae. The transcript is spliced from 6 exons. The record is from RefSeq and is a predicted model, not a curated record. Gene Ontology annotation, molecular function: glycerophospholipase activity. Gene Ontology annotation, biological process: phospholipid catabolic process. Gene Ontology annotation, cellular component: extracellular region. Bases 1478 to 3373 code for a protein of 631 amino acids.